Phalaenopsis equestris is the source of this 1616-nucleotide messenger RNA. Its product is annotated as protein REVEILLE 1-like. Lineage: Eukaryota; Viridiplantae; Streptophyta; Magnoliopsida; Asparagales; Orchidaceae. The record is from RefSeq and is a predicted model, not a curated record. The transcript has 6 exons. Gene Ontology annotation, molecular function: DNA binding. Bases 318 to 1283 code for a protein of 321 amino acids.
ACUCUCCGGUCCAAUGGACAGGCUGACGUGGCACCUUUCCUCCACUUUUUCCCCCUUCUUCCCUUCUCAGUCCACCAUUUCUCAUCCUCAAACCCUUCUUCCUCUCUCUGUCUCUCGCUGGCUCGCUUGUUCUCUCUGAGUUUGAUUUUGACCUCUGAGAGCUCGAUUCGGCGAAAUCUCCGCACGGCCCUCUCCAUUUUUAUGCGGUGGAAAGCUCCUUCGGAAGCUGGAGCGCUGAUCGAUCCUAUGGGUUGGGGAAGAACUUGCGGUUGAUGCCUGUGUGAUUGGGGAGCGCUGAAGCAAUCGAUUGUAGUUUCAUGGCUGAAGCAGUUGGCGUUCUUCAGGGCCAAAAUGGCUGCACAAGUUUGAAUUCCUUGAAUGGGAUUUUGACCAAAUAUCGAGUUUCAUAUGGAGAUCAAAUUGGAAUGGCACCAAAGUUGAGGAAACCCUACACCAUAACUAAGCAGCGUGAAAGGUGGUCUCAAGAUGAGCACAAAAAGUUUCUUGAAGCUGUUCAACUCCAUGGCAGGGCUUGGCGUCGCAUUGAAGAACAUAUUGGAACCAAGACUGCAGUGCAAAUACGAAGCCACGCACAAAAGUUCAUCUCAAAGAUGGCUCGAGGUGCAAAUGAUAACCAAACUAGCAACAUCAAGCCAGUUGAAAUUCCUCCUCCUCGUCCGAAAAAGAAACCAACCCAUCCGUACCCUCGCAAACAAGUUCUUUCCUCCCCUGUGGAGGUUCCGGUUCUUGGGAGAUUAGAGAGGACCCUAUCACCUAUUUUGUCUAUCUCUGAACAAGACAAAUCGCUAUCAUCGCCUCAAUCUGUAGUUGGAUCAGAGUCAAUUAAUCCAUUCUUUUCAAAUAAUCAUGAGAGUAGAAUUCCAUUAUUCAACAACUCAGUUGAAGAAGACAUUAAACACCUUUCAUUAAGUUUCGCACGUGCCGGACGAGCAACUAAAAAUGAAUCUACAAUGGAGUUGAAAAUGAACACUUCCAUCGAACAAAUCGAUUCGAAAGAGGCUUCUUCAGGAGAAUCAGUAGUAAAAACUCUCAAACUUUUUGGAACAACACUGAUAGUCACCAACUCCUGCAAACAAUUUUCUACAAUAGCCCUAAAACCUAAACUAGUUGAAGAGGUAACCAAUGAGACGUUUCCAAUGAAUGGCACAUGGCCUGGUGGCUUUAUUCCAGCAUACUUUUACUGGCCUGCCUUGUAUGGAAAUGAAGCAAACUCAGAAAUGGAACCUCGAGUUCUUCCUCUUCCAGGCUGCCUUUCUAUGUAAAGACACCACUUUCUUCUAAUUUGCAGAAUGAGUGAUCUGAAAGAGAAAGUAUACUGUUCAAAUGUUUGGGGAGACACAGUUGGUGAUAGCCCAACUUUGAAGCUGUGUUUGUAGAUUGCUUACUAACUGUAAUUUUAUUGCGAAGAUGGAGCUUCUGGGAUGAUUGUUUUGUUCCAGAGGCUGAUAAUUGUUGAAACUGAGGAGAAAAUAACGCCUAACCAGUUCUGCUUGGUAGAAGCAGUGUGAAUUGUUCGGCCCCCAAAGUGUUUGUUUUAGGAAAUUUACAUACCACAUUAUUCUUAUGUAUUUGUAUAUCUAAGGCAUAAAGUUUGU